AUGGGUAACUGUAUUGGUAAAAAAUCUCAUGCACAAAAGAAACAUCAUCAAUAUUCUUCCUCAAUAAUUUCCACUAGUAAAUUACGCAGUAAUAAUCAAUUAACUAUAAAAUCAAAUCGACCACCAUCAUCGAACCAAACUAGUAAUCAUAUUGCUCGUUUUUACAAUGUAAAACAAUCUGAUAUUCUAUUUAAUCAUAAUGAACAAAAUGAAAAGAAUGCCGUUGAAUAUCCCUUAUCGUUAGCCACAACAGUAAGAAAAGACCAAUUUUUAUUCACGAAUACGUCGGCAAGGUUAUCGCCGAUUCAAUUAUCAAUUCAAUGUAAAACAUUUAAAUUGAGUAAUGAUGUUUUAGACUUUUGUGAGAAUAAUGUAGUCAAUUCAGGUACGUUAAUAACAAAUCAACAAGACUCAGCAAUGGGACACUUCGUUAGUAAAGAAAAAGAAAUAAGUAACAAUAAAGAAGUUUUGACCUUUACGCAAGAAAUAUUGUCAGAAUCCGGCAGUAGUACGGCACCUUCGCCAACACUUUCCGAUUCAUCAAUAUCUUCAUUUUCGUCAAAUACAACAUCAUUCUCGUCUCAAGGUCAAAUUAUUCUUUCGUCGUCUUGUUCAUCAUCUGAAAUUAAUCCGAUUCUAUCAUCGUAUCAAUUAAUAAAUAGUAGUAGAUUUCACUUUGUACCUUCCAAUGAACAAUACUACUUUGAUAAUCAAUCUACAAAUGAAAUAUUCUCAAUCGUACUACCAAUAUCUUCUUCACGUUGUAAAAAUGAUUUAUUUCUAAGUGAAUUUCAUCAAAAUACAAUAAUUCAUAAUUGUAACACACUCAGUUCUGCUAUUGAUGAUGUUCUACAACAAGAUUUUAUUCGAGUUCAUCGUCGAACAAAAACAAUACUAAUCGAACAUAACAAACUCGAAUGUAUAAAUUUAAAAGAUUUAAAACAAUUCGAUACGCCAUCAUUGAUCUUUGAUGAAGAUAAAAAGCUUGUUUAUCUAACGAAAUAUAUUCGCCCAAAUGAAUUUGAAUCAAUAACAUAUAAUACAAAAGAUGUACCGCAAAUGUUAUUAUCAUCUUGUGAUCAUUGUUCAUUAUUAAUUUCUGGUUCAAAAUUCAAUAAUCAUUUACAUUCAUUUUUGCUUGCUAAUGUCACGUAUAAUUUAGUACAAACAUGUUUUAAUGAAAUCAAUAAUAAUAAUAGUUUUGGAUUUAUUUCACGGAAACAUUCAAAUCGAAUUCAACAAAUAAUUGUGAACAAUUCAAAAUUAAGUUAUUCCUAUGAUUUUGAUGUUGAUCAGACGUCUUUUUACAUUGUUCUACGUCUUCAAUCGUGGCCACAAGAAAUACGUUCAACAUAUCAGCAACGCACGCGUUUCUGGCCGAUCAAUGUAGAAAAUUUAUUUAAAAAUACUUGUUUCAUUCGAUUCAAUGGUAACGACCAGGAAAUAUUGACAAACGAAAAAUGUUCUACUUGCGAAAAACAACUUCAAUCAUUAUCAAACUCGUCGUGGUCUUAUUCAUAUGCGGCGUUAGAAGCUCAACUUGUCCAUACAAUGUCUGAUGGACAUGUACGUUUUGCGACAAUCUUAUGGAAUUAUUUAAAUGGAAGAACACAAGGACAACUGUCAUUUGCAAUUUUUAAACAUACACUCUUCUAUUUCUUUGAACAAUACUCUCCCAACUCAUUUAUAACCUGUGAUUUAUUUAGUCUUGUACAUCAUUUUAUUGAUUAUCUUUUAAAUUGUCUUCAAACAAAAUCUAUUCCUCAUUACUUUAAUUCAAAUUAUAAUCUAUACAAUGAAGAAAACAGUUCGACGGCAUUAAUUAAUACCAUAUCUAUUAAACUGACGUAUUCAGAUUUUAAAAAAUUUUCUAUUUAUCUUUUGCCAAAAUCAUCAUUAUAUCUUUAUCAUUUAAUUUAUCUUAUUCAAUACCAAUCGAAUUUUCUACAAAAUCUUCAUUCAUCAAAAUCAGAUUUAAUGCAAACAAUUCUUAAUACUCAUGUAUUUGUUAUUCAACAGUUAUCGUACGGUAUCAAAACAUACAAAAGACAAUUAGACUAUACUAAUGCAGUAAAAUUUCAUCGACCAUUAACACUUGAUUGUCUCUAUCGAUAUCAAGAAAACAAUGUUCAAAUAGUCCUCGAAUAUUUAUCAUUAGUACGUGAAAAAGAACCAUCUCUACUUAUUCAUUCAUAUUGGUCGAUAUUUAUACAAUAUUUCAAUUCGUUAUUUGAUGAUCUGUUUAUUGCUUAG
Molecule: messenger RNA, 2253 nt
Organism: Rotaria socialis
Lineage: Eukaryota; Metazoa; Rotifera; Eurotatoria; Philodinida; Philodinidae
Source: the annotation of a GenBank genome assembly